Messenger RNA from Pseudocercospora fijiensis CIRAD86, 729 nucleotides. RefSeq lists its product as uncharacterized. Bases 1 to 729 code for a protein of 242 amino acids. The transcript is spliced from 3 exons. NCBI's taxonomy places the organism in Eukaryota, Fungi, Ascomycota, Dothideomycetes, Mycosphaerellales, Mycosphaerellaceae. The record is from RefSeq and is a predicted model, not a curated record.
AUGACUUUAUCCGAAAGACAAAGCCUAGCAUUGAACUCAGAAGAGCUCGAAUGGUCCAGCGACGAUGGUUACGAAUAUCCUCACCCAAAAUCUAGAUGGCUCUCGGGCAACGUUCUGAGCAUAAUCGUCUCACUGACAGCUCUUGCCUUGACGGUGAGCGCCAUCUUUACACGCCACCAUGAAAAACUCCAAGCGGUUGCUAGUGAACGGAUCUCCCUUGGAACUUGCGGCCGAAAUUGGCAGGAGGCUGAAGCAAACGGAUGUGUUUACGAUGUCAUGAUGACAGCUUGGAUGAAACCACAAUGCUACGAUAAAGAGCUCUCCGAUGCGUUCUUCUAUCGCGAUUCUGGGAACUGGACGUUCUAUCACGAUUCCGCCGGAAAAGAUGUCAUGCCUCAUGAUGAAUUGUUCCGGGGUCGGUAUACGGAGUAUUGGGUUCAGGUAGGUGGCACAUACCAUUUUAGUCAUUGCUCUUAUAUUUGGGCGAAGCAGCUGAAACAGAUGGGCAAGAAGCCUAUGGUUCUUGAUUCCAAGUCUAGGAAUUGGUACCACACUCUUCACUGUGCGAAUAUGCUGGCGGCGGCGAAUACUACGUACCUUGACGGAAGGGCGUCUUCACAUGCGAAACUUGGUACGAGUUCGAUUGAUUGUAUUGUGGGCGAUUGGUCGACGUUUGAAUCCAUUCCUGCCGAGUUGCAGAAGGGAGCGGGUCCAUUGAAGGAGGAGUAA